Protobothrops mucrosquamatus (brown spotted pit viper) is the source of this 1818-nucleotide messenger RNA. It is a transcript of the gene ANKUB1, whose product is annotated as ankyrin repeat and ubiquitin domain containing 1. The record is from RefSeq and is a predicted model, not a curated record. The transcript is spliced from 6 exons. Lineage: Eukaryota; Metazoa; Chordata; Lepidosauria; Squamata; Viperidae. Gene Ontology annotation, molecular function: protein binding. Bases 114 to 1664 code for a protein of 516 amino acids.
GCAAGUUGUGCAAGUUUAGACUGGAUACUUACAGCACAAAAAUUUUUCACCUCUGUUGUGGUAAGAUGAGGCUUAUUAAAUACAUUUGAAGAAUUCAAAUAACAUCUUUCAAAAUGAGAAUAUUUGUUGCUUUUGAAGGACUCUGUGAGUCUUUUGAUAUUUCACCAGAGAAUACUGUGCAAGAUGUAAAACUGAUGAUAAAGGAUUAUUUUCAUGUUCCACUUUCUGAAGACAAAAAGGGCAGGAGAUACUUGGAGCUGAUAUAUGCAGGAGCAGUACUAAAGGACAACUGGGUACUUGCUGAUGUAGGCAUUACAGUUUCUUCCUCAAUUAAAUGUGUCAUCAAGGAAGAAGACAAGCCAAUUUUCUAUGUAUACAAUGCGGUCACUCAUGAAAAAGUGCCCAUAAGGGGAAGGAUUUAUCUUCUUUCAUCAAAGGUCUCGGAGCUGAAAACUUUAGUGACCUUGAAAUGUGGUUUUCCAAGUAGCAUUUAUUGUCUCAGGACUCCAGAGGGCAGGGAGAUGUUUGACUGCAAUACUCUGAACAAUUAUCAGUUAGAUAUAGGCACAACUCUUCAUUUGGAUGUUUGGAAUGGAUGGAGAGAAUUCUUGACCAGCUGUAUCCUAGGAAGCAAACCCAAGAUCCAGUACUAUCUGUCAAAGGAAGAACCAAUACUCAGAUAUCAAAAGAAAGUAGCUCUUUACAUGGCAGCCUUUUUCGGACACCUUCAGGUUUCAACUUGGCUCCUGAAAAAGGGAGUGAAGCCCACUGAAACAAUAGGUGUACAUCCUUAUCGUGAAUGGUGCCAGGAAGACGAUCAUUCCAACAACAUGAAAAGUCCCGUUCAUGCAGCUGCAGAAGCAGGCCAACUUAUGAUACUGAAAGCAUUUGUUAAUUACAGUGCCUUAUCCCUUGAAUGUCAAAAUUCUGCAGGGCAGACUCCAUUGCAGCUAUGUAUCCAGCACAGACAUAAAGAUUGUGUAAUGUAUUUAGUCACCAAGUUAUGGUCAGUGGUUUCUUACCCUACAUUCUCUCUGCCCAUGAAAAUCUAUAUUAAGUUAAAGUUGUGGCUUCUUAAAUCUCAAAAUAAUAUCUAUUCAACCAAGAAGUGUAACCCUGCUGCAGUCUUCAGAACACGAGUUGGGGAUGUUGUCUUUGUGGAUGGUUUCACAAAACCAGAAAUGACCUCCAGAGGUUUUUGCUCAGCCAUGAUCAAACAUGCAAGCAGCAGAGGUUGCACACUCCCAGAUUUAAAUAAUCGCUUUCAACAUGAGCAAUCUUGGUACCAUGUGACCAUAUCUGAUAGGUACCUCAAGGAGAAAAAUGUUAGAUUUCCUCCAGUGGCACACUGCCAAAAAAGGAAGUCUAGGAAGAAGAACACACGGCUUAGUGAAGAAUAUAUGGACCAAAAUAUGUGUUUAGCAAGAGUUCCUCUACCUUCUAAUUCUGUCCUCAAGCCAGCUUAUUAUUAUUCCAUACCUAAUGUAGAGUUUCUGCUAAAUCCUUCUCUGGACUCAUUUUCAAAAUACUGUGGAAGAACUCCAAGAGAGAAUGCAAUUUACUGCUUAGCUAUAGCCAGUGAAUUUAAAGAGAAGCCUUGGCUGCAACAAUUGGACAUUGCAAGAACCCUAGCUAGAAAAAGUGUAUGUAACCCUACAUACUAAGAAGACUCAGAUGAAAUAUAUAUAAUAGACUAACCAAAAAGGUUUACAGAAACAAUGCAUCUUGCAUUGUUGCUAUCUUAAUACAUAUACUGAGAAUACUGGAAUAUUCCCUUUUCCACUCCUUCCAAUGCCAUUGAAGUGCCAUUCACAUUUC